UAAUCAAAACUCUAAAGCUAUCAUUUUUUAAUCUAAACAGACAAGUUAACCUUAGGCAAAACAACAGACAAUGGACAUUAAUUGGUAAAUAUAGUAAAAAUGUGGAUCCAAGUUCGAACUAUGGAUGGGAAGCAGAAUGUCCAAGUGGAUAAUCUGAGCAAACUCACUGGCAUAGAUGAUCUAAAAGAAAAGCUUGUGUCACUAUUUGAUGUUGAACCCACACGGCAAAGGUUGUUUUAUCGUGGAAAGCAACUUGAGAGCGGGCAUACACUAUUUGACUAUGAUGUUGGUCUUAAUGAUAUCAUCCAGUUAAUGAUUCGUCCUCUCUUACCAAUGGAAGCAAAUUUAUCAGCAUCAACCAAGGAAAAAAUAUCAGAAAAUGAAAAUAAAAUCAAGGCACUUGAUAGAUGUAAUGACACGAAAAACGAAGAUGGCAAGUCCAGCAUUGAAAUGAAAGGACUGUACAAGAUUGGAGAUAUCAUUGAUGCAAAGACUGUGACAUGGGCGCUUGGUUUGAGGCAAAAUUAUUGGAUUUACUGCUAGGUGAUUCAGAUCCAAGCAAAAUACUUUAUCAUGUCGAGUUUGAUGGUUACGAAGAUGACGAAGCUGUCAAACUAAUGGAAAAAGAUAUUCGACCGAGAGCAAGUGUUCUACUGUCAUGGGAUCAAAUUACGGUCGGAAAGAUUGUAAUGGCGAACUAUAACACCGACAAUCCAAAGGAAAGGGGUUUCUGGUAUGAUGUAAAAGUCAUGAGAAAAAGCGAGUCGACGACUCGUGGAAGUAAGAAACUUCGUGCCAAGAUAAUACUGAAUGAAAACAAAAACGAAACAAUAUCGGAAGAAUGCGAGCUGUUGUUCAUUGAUGAAAUAUUUGAAAUACCCAACUUAAAUGAAGGAGAGCAAUGUUCUCAAGAUGAGUCCAGUGUGAUCAAACGUCAAAACAAGCCUGAUUGUGACAUCUGUAAAGACGACCCACUGAAACCAUGCAAGCACUGCGCAUGCUCUACGUGUGGAGGUAAAGAAGACCCAGACAAGCAGUUACUAUGUGAUGAGUGUAACAUGGCGUAUCAUAUCUACUGUUUGAACCCACCGCUGAAGAAAAUACCCGAUGACGAUGAAUGGUACUGCCCAUCAUGUAAGGUGGAUUCAUCUGAAGUUAUCAAGGCUGGUGAAAAAAUGCGAACAACAAAAAAGAAACAGAAAAUGGCAUCCGCCAACUCUCAAAGCACCCGUGACUGGGGUCGAGGUAUGGCCUGCAUUGGACGAACUAAAAUCUGUACGGUGGUUCCGUCGAAUCAUUUUGGUCCCAUUCCGGGAAUACCAGUUGGAUCUUCAUGGCUUUUUAGGAUCGGGGCGAGCGAAGCCGGCGUCCAUCGUCCUCAUGUCAGCGGUAUUCAUGGUCGCGAUAACGAAGGCGCGUUUUCAAUUGUGUUGGCAGGUGGAUAUGAAGAUGAUUGGGACAACGGAGACGAGUUUUACUACACUGGAAGUGGUGGACGAGAUUUGUCGGGCAACAAGCGGGUUGCUGAACAGUCUUGUGAUCAAAAGUUGACUAAAAUGAACCGAGCUUUGGCCAGGAAUUGUGCUGCGCCAUUGUCGGAGAAGGAAAGAGUAAAGGCAAAGGACUGGAAGGCUGGAAAACCUGUGAGAGUGAUUCGUAGUGGGAAAUUCAAGAAACAUUCUAAAUAUGCACCCGAAGUUGGUAAUCGAUAUGAUGGAAUAUAUAAGGUUGUUGAAUAUUGGCCUGAGAAAGGGCAGGCUGGAUUUAUCGUGAGACGCUACUUGCUACGCCGUGAUGACGAGGAGCCGGCUCCUUGGACUGCAGAAGGCAAAAAAAGAAUUGCUGAACUUGGAUUGACAAUGCAGUAUCCUGAAGGGUAUCUUGAAGCACAAGAAAAGAAACGGUUAGAAAAAGAAAAGCUGCAAGAAGGAAAAGGAACGAAAGGAAAACGAAAGAGAACUUUCAGUGACGUUCCUCCCGAUUCACCCUCGGCAAAGAAGUCUUACACAAUACCAAAAGAUAAAAUAACCCUUAUCAAGUCAGAUGUGAAAAACCAAAAAGUCUGGGAGGAUAUUCUUUCGUCUUACAAAACAAUUACCGAAUUCCAUAAGAGAGUUGAGGAAUCCUUUCUUUGUAUCUGUUGUCAAGAAUUGGCUUCGAAGCCAGUCACAACACAAUGCAAACACAACGUUUGUAAGGCUUGCUUGAACCGUUCAUUCAAAGCUGGUGUUUUUACCUGUCCAACUUGUCGUUUUGAUCUUGACAAGGAAACAAAACUUGAUGUUAAUAUGUGUUUGUAUGAUACACUGAAGCAAAUAUUUCCUGGAUAUGACAAAGGACGGUGACAAAAUUUUAUUUGGUUGUUUUCUUACUUCAUUUUUUUACUAGUGAUUCAGUUAUUUUCCAUUUAUAUUAAAAAUUUACUUUUUUUAUUAUAUUACAAUUUUAAUAAUGGUAAGUAAGGACAUUAGUCAUGUGACAAUAGGUACUGUUUUUGCCUUAUAGAACUCAAUGUUGCUGAACUCUUGCAUGAAGUAACCAACUAAAUUAAAAAUUUAUUUUUCGUUAAAA
This is a messenger RNA of Xenia sp. Carnegie-2017, 2571 nucleotides long. Its product is annotated as E3 ubiquitin-protein ligase UHRF1-like. The record is from RefSeq and is a predicted model, not a curated record. Gene Ontology annotation, molecular function: metal ion binding; ubiquitin protein ligase activity. NCBI's taxonomy places the organism in Eukaryota, Metazoa, Cnidaria, Anthozoa, Malacalcyonacea, Xeniidae. Gene Ontology annotation, biological process: protein ubiquitination; negative regulation of gene expression via chromosomal CpG island methylation.